AUGACCAUGUUUGGAGUCGCUUCGAUGCUGUGUCGACUUGGGCUGCGUCCAUAUUCAAGUUCUUCACUAGUGUAUCGUGCGGUGGCCGAUUUCAUGGCGAUUCUGGCCUACGUGAAUUAUGGAAAUAACGAGCAUUUGAGUAGUUACUCGUCGGAACCAGUACUGGAGCUAGAAGCCACAAAGGUGUGGUACAGCUGCAGUCUUGCGUUGUUGAGCUGUAUCCUGCCACAGCCCAAGAAGUUGCUAGUUAACAAGAUGAUGGACAUUGGUGGCGUGGAUGAUGUAAUUGCACGCAUUGCCCUACUUCUCACGAUGGAUUCUUGCGUAGUGGAGACGGAGAUCGCGGCUCAGAAUCAUCACAAUUGUCAGUUCACGGGGCAAUUCGUAAGCGUGGGGCUUUUCAUGAAGGCACUAGUUGGUCCUGAUCCAAAUGUAAAGAUGGAGAGACAAACUACUGAAGACGAGACAACAUCGGCUUCUUUUAAGAGUUGGCAAUCCAAGUGGGACUGCUGGCAACUGGGUUUCUGA
Messenger RNA from Phytophthora nicotianae INRA-310, 528 nucleotides. RefSeq lists its product as hypothetical. Lineage: Eukaryota; Oomycota; Peronosporomycetes; Peronosporales; Peronosporaceae. The record is from RefSeq and is a predicted model, not a curated record. Bases 1 to 528 code for a protein of 175 amino acids. The transcript has a single exon.